UACUUCAUUCGUGCGGUUCCUCUCCUUCCGAGUGUCAUUUCUACUGAAAUAAUUGUUUAAAGGAGUGAACAACUACCACGAAUAAAAUAAUUACUAAACCUUUAAACAUUAUCAUAGUGUCGCUUAAUUCUCGGCUUAUCUUCGUUGUGGGUCCCACCCACUCGGUAUUCUAAAUUUUUCCAUUUACCGUACAUCAAAAUCUCAACGUCUGCAUGACAAACAAACGUAAAAACCGACGUGUGAUAUAUUCAAAUGAAAAUGCAGCCGGAAAAAUAUUUGUUCGCGCUAUGAAGUUAAUGUUAAUUGCGGUAGAAAAAAAACAUUAUGACAAAUCAUAUUCGCUAACUGCACUUUCCGGGUGGGAUUAUAUUUGCGUUUUUGGCGGAAGUGUUCCGGAGCAUGCGAUACACUAUUUAAGGAGAGUAUCCAAGUAGAUUGGGUCACUGUAUGGUUAGACAAUGGGCAGAGUAUUGGAUCUAGUUAUUUUGUUGUGCUGUAUAGCACUGGUCAGAGGACAACAACGGAGAUCCUGCAAUCUGUCUUCCUGCAAUGGAAAGCCACACACUUUGUGUGUCUAUCCCUUGAUCGGUCCAGCGACUUCGUGCGGUCAAUUAGGAGCCAGAGGUCUGAACCAAAAUGAAAAAACUGCAAUUUUGAAUAGACACAAUCAAUGGAGAGCUAAUGUUGCCAGGGGAGGAGAGAGGAGGGGUAACAAGGGGCCUCAACCUGCUGCCAGGAACCUUGGUCCUCUACGGUGGAAUAAUGAAAUAGCAGAAAUUGCACAGAGAUGGGCGGAUCAGUGCAAUUACCGACACGAUGAGUGCCGCAAUGCAGCUGAUAACACACACGUGGGACAGAAUAUCGCGUAUGUUGGGUGGUCUGAUGGCUGGCAUGAGGAGAGUCUCCUUGAAAUGGUAGAUAAUUGGUACAACGAAGUGAAGGAUUUCGAUAAGAACAUGGUUAAAUCACUUCACCUUCCACCAGUCCCACCAGGCCCUAAACUCGGUCACUACACCCAGAUGGUCUGGGCGAAGACCACUAGUGUUGGUUGCGGUGCCUCUAGAUACAAGAAAAAGGGUGAAUUCUACAAAACUUACCUCGUAUGUAACUACGCUCCAGGAGGAAAUUACGACGGCCAAGCGGUGUACGAACCACAAUCUGUUAAAUAUUCAGGUAAAAUUUCAGUGUUAAUGAACUCCAAUAAAUUAACGUCAACGACCCCAAGUAUUCACAUCAUACGGAGACAGAUUCAAGGAGUGAAGAUUAACUCAGCUUAUGAUACCAGAAUCGCAUUGUGUCAGCAAAUAUUUAUAUUUUCGAGCGUUAAACCCCGCGGUAGAUUCUUCAAGUCGACGCUGAGGAUGAUAUUUUCUCAAGUGCUACUGCUGUGCAGUCUAGUACUAAUCAGUGAACAGCAACAGAGGUACUGCGAUCUGCCUUCUUGCGGAAGGAAUCCGCACACGUUAUGUCUCUACCCCUCACCUUCGCCACCAGCUUCAUGCGGCCAGUUGGGACGCAGGGGGUUGACUCAGGGUGAGAGGAAUGCCCUCCUGGACAGACAUAAUGGAUACAGAGCUCGCGUUGCCAGUGGCCAGGAAACCAGAGGUGCUCCUGGACCUCAACCUGCUGCCAGAAAUCUUGGCCCCCUGAGGUGGAACAACGAAAUAGCGGAGAUUGCACAGAGGUGGGCUGAUCAGUGCAAUUAUGGCCAUGACAGGUGUCGAAACACAGCUGAUGACACAUACGUGGGGCAAAACGUAGCGUACAUCGGCUGGUCUGAUCGAUGGCGUAAUGAAAGCCUUCUGGAGAUGGUGGAUAUGUGGUACAACGAAGUCGCUGAUUUUAAUCCUAGUCUGCUCAGAGCAUUUUUUCUUCCCCUAAAUCCAUUAGCACCGCUGAUUGGCCACUACACACAGAUGGUAUGGGCUGGGACUCAUUUUCUCGGCUGUGGUGCAUCAAGAUACAGGAAAGAUGGUGGAUACUACGUUACAUUUCUCGUUUGCAACUACGUACCCGGAGGAAAUUAUCUCGGUCAACCGAUAUAUGAAAUUCUGUGAUAUUUUUUUAUUUUUCCAUAACUCGAUACUGCUCCAACUCUCGAUCGUUACAUGGAAUUCGAUGGGUGUCAGCAGAUGUAAAAAAAUAAACAUCCAUGAGGAAACAAA
Molecule: messenger RNA, 2165 nt
Organism: Diachasmimorpha longicaudata
Lineage: Eukaryota; Metazoa; Arthropoda; Insecta; Hymenoptera; Braconidae
Exons: 14
Coding region: 459-2057 (532 amino acids)
Cellular component (GO): extracellular region
Source: RefSeq, a predicted model, not a curated record